UGCGGCUGCAAGAAUUAGAAAAAAAAGGGGAGAGGAAAAAAAAAAAAAAAAAGAGAAGCUGAGGCUAUUGACUACAUCAAAGGUUAUCCAUUUGAAAACACCAUUUUCCUCUGAAGAGCGGCUAAUUGCUUCCUGAACAAUCCCAGGGUCUUUUGUAUAUACUCAGUGGGUAAAAUGAGUGACUUGAUGUCUCUCUCUCAAGACACUGGUGACCGAACAGGGCGGAAAGGUGGAGAAGCCAAGGAAAAGCAAUGGGGCAGAUGCCUCUGGGAGGAUGCAUGGAUGAUUUCUUAAGUGGCUGCAAGGAGGGAAGGUUUUUUUCUUCUUCCCGCUCGCCGCCGAGUGAUCUGCUGGUGCCAGUGGAUGCCGGCAGCGGUGUGGCGACACGGGGCUAUAAGGAAGGCUGGGUUGACUGGACUGGCUGUGCCCACGAUGCCCUGAAUGCUGAGCGCAGCAGAAGCAGAGGAGAGUGUAUCCCAUUAGCUCCUCUUCCCUCCCCCAUCCCUUUAGUUUGGGUUUGUUUCUAUUUAUUUUGUGGCUGGGUUUGGCCAUGGCCUUGGCUGGAUGUGAGGCUGCUGCAAUGUGGCUCCUUUGGCUCAAGCACCACUUCUCCAUCCACAUUUGGACCUUGCUGCUCUUGGGGACCACCUGGCUACCACUGGCGGAAGGCAGCCCCAAAUCUCCCUUUAGGACUUUCCUGGUUACAGACUGGAGCUUGACACACUUGGUGGUCCAUAACAAAACCGGGGAGGUCUACGUGGGGGCUGUCAAUCGGAUCUACAAGCUCUCCAAUAACCUCACACUCCUGCGGACCCACGUGACGGGGCCCGUGGAGGACAAUGAGAAGUGUUACCCUCCACCCAGUGUCCAAUCCUGCCCACAUGGGCUGGUUACCACCAACAACGUGAACAAACUGCUGCUGGUGGACUACUCGGGGAAUCGACUGAUUGCCUGCGGCAGUGCCUCCCAGGGGAUUUGCCAGUUCCUGCGGCUGGAUGACCUCUUCAAGUUGGGUGAGCCCCACCACCGCAAGGAACACUACCUCUCCAGUGUCAACGAGUCGGGCACCAUGUCUGGUGUCAUCAUUGAGGUGCUGAAUGGGCAGAACAAGCUCUUCAUUGGGACGCCCAUUGAUGGGAAGUCAGAGUACUUCCCCACUCUUUCCAGCCGCAAGCUGAUGGCCAAUGAGGAGAACGCGGAGAUGUUUGGCUUUGUCUACCAGGAUGAAUUUGUCUCCUCGCAGCUCAAAAUCCCCUCGGAUACACUCUCCAAGUUCCCCACCUUUGACAUCUACUACAUCUACAGCUUCAGCAGCGAGCAGUUUGUUUACUACCUGACCCUGCAGCUGGACACCCAGCUGACCUCUCCUGACUCCACUGGGGAGCAGUUUUUCACCUCCAAGAUCGUCCGCCUCUGUGUGGAUGACCCCAAGUUCUACUCCUAUGUGGAAUUCCCCAUUGGCUGCGUGCAGGAUGGCAUCGAAUACCGCCUGAUCCAGGAUGCCUACCUGACCAAGCCUGGCAAGGCUUUGGCCAAGUACCUGGGUGUCUCAGAGCAGGAGGAUAUCCUCUUCACCAUCUUCUCCCAGGGCCAGAAAAAUAGGGUUAAGCCUCCCAAGGAGUCUGUGCUCUGCCUCUUCACGUUGAAGAAGAUCAAGGAUAAGAUCAAGGAGCGUAUCCAGUCAUGCUACAGAGGGGAAGGGAAACUCUCACUGCCCUGGCUCUUGAAUAAGGAGCUGGGCUGCAUCAACUCACCGCUGCAGAUUGACGACAAUUUCUGUGGCCAGGAUUUUAACCAGCCGCUGGGUGGGACUGUCACCAUCGAGGGGACCCCACUCUUUGUGGAUAAGGAGGAUGGGAUGACCUCGGUGGCUGCCUAUGACUACAGAGGACAAACUGUUGUCUUUGCAGGCACACGGAGCGGGAAGAUCAAAAAGAUCCUUGUGGACUUGCCAGCUGAGAGGAAGCACCAAGCUCUGCAGUACGAGAAUGUUGUGGCCCAUGAAGGCAGCUCUAUCCUGCGAGACCUGGUGUUGAGCCCUGACCGUCAGCACAUAUAUGCCAUGACUGAGAAACAGGUGAUGCGUGUGCCGGUGGAGAGCUGUGAGCAGUAUGAGAGCUGUGAGCUGUGCCUGGGCUCCCGGGACCCCCACUGUGGCUGGUGUGUCCUCCACAACAUCUGCUCCCGCAAGGACCGGUGUGAGCGGGCGGACGAGCCGCAGCGCUUCGCCUCCGACCUGCAGCAGUGUGUGCAGCUCACCGUGCAGCCCAAGAACAUCUCGGUCACCAUGUCCGAGGUCCCGCUGGUCUUGCAGGCCUGGAAUGUCCCAGACCUGUCGGCAGGAGUCAACUGCUCCUUUGAAGACUUCACCGAGUCAGAGAGCCGCAUUGAGGAUGGGAAGAUCUACUGCAGCUCUCCCUCUGCCAAGGAUGUCAUCCCCAUCACCAGGGGCCGCGGUGACAAGCGAGUGGUGAAGCUCUACCUGAAAUCCAAGGAGACAGGGAAGAAAUUUGCCUCUGUGGAUUUUGUUUUCUACAACUGCAGCGUCCAUCAGUCCUGCCUGUCCUGUGUGAACGGCUCCUUCCCCUGCCACUGGUGCAAGUACCGCCACAUCUGCACACACAACGCUGCUGACUGCUCUUUCCUGGAGGGACGUGUCAAGCUCUCUGAGGACUGCCCUCAGAUCCUGCCUUCCACCCAGAUCUACAUCCCCGUGGGUGUGGUGAAACCCAUCACCCUGACAGCCAAGAACCUGCCGCAGCCGCAGUCUGGCCAGCGCAACUAUGAGUGCAUCUUCCACAUCCCCGGCAGCACCACCCGCGUCACCGCGCUGCGCUUCAACAGCACCAGCAUCCAGUGCCAGAACACCUCGUAUUUCUAUGAAGGGAAUGACAUCAGUGACCUGCCUGUCAACUUGUCUGUGGUCUGGAAUGGGAACUUUGUCAUUGACAACCCCCAGAACAUCCAGGCCCACCUGUACAAGUGCUCGGCUCUGCGGGAGAGCUGUGGCCUGUGCCUCAAGGCUGACCCACGCUUCGAGUGCGGCUGGUGCGUGUCGGAGCGGCGCUGCUCCCUGCGCCAGCACUGCCUGGCUUACGAGAACAGCUGGAUGCAUGCCAGCAGCGGCAACAGCCGCUGCACUGACCCCAAGAUCACCAAGUUGUUCCCUGAGACCGGCCCCAGACAAGGAGGGACCCGUCUGACCAUCACUGGCGAGAACCUGGGCCUGAAGUUUGAAGAUGUUCGCUCGGGUGUCCGAGUGGGCAAAGUGCCGUGCAGCCCCAUCGAGAGCGAGUACAUCAGUGCUGAGCAGAUCGUGUGUGAAAUCGGAAAUGCCAGCCUGAGCAAGGUGCAUGAGGCACGGGUAGAAGUGUGCAUCCGUGACUGCACGCCCAGCUACCGGGCCAUAUCCCCCAAGACCUUCACCUUUGUGAUGCCCACUUUCUCCCGUGUGGUCCCAGCCCGGGGUCCGCUCUCUGGCGGCACCUGGAUCGCCAUUGAAGGCACCCACCUCAAUGCCGGCAGCAACGUCUCCGUGACCAUCGGGGGACGGCCCUGUGCUUUUUCAUGGAGAAGUGCCCGUGAGAUUCGGUGCAGGACCCCCCCAGGGCACACCCCCGGUGGCUCCCCCAUCCUCAUCAACAUCAACCAGGCAGAGCUGAGCAACCCAGAGGUGAAGUACAACUACACAGAGGACCCCACCAUCCAGAAGAUUGAUCCUGAAUGGAGCAUCAACAGUGGUGGGACAUUGCUGACUGUGACUGGCACCAACCUGGCCACCAUCAAAGAGCCUAGGAUCCGGGCCAAGUACUGCAACUCUGAAAGGGAGAAUAACUGCACUGUCUACAAUGACACCACCAUGGUGUGCUAUGCUCCCUCCAUUGACAACCCUGUGCGGAGCCCUCCAGAGCUUGGCGACCGCCCGGAUGAGAUCGGCUUUGUCAUGGAUAACGUCCAGGCCCUGCUGAUCAUCAACACCACCAAUUUCGUCUACUACCCAGACCCUGUCUUUGAGCCACUCAGCCCCACAGGGAUGCUGGAACUGAAGCCCAGCUCUCCCCUCAUUCUCAAGGGCAGGAACCUGCUCCCGCCGGCUGCUGGUAACUCCCGCCUCAACUACACGGUGCUGAUUGGAGACACUCCCUGCACCCUCACAGUGUCUGAGACACAGCUCCUUUGCGAGUCCCCUAACCUCACUGGCCAACACAAAGUCACAAUCAAGGCUGGAGGGUUUGAGUUCUCGCCGGGGAUGCUGCAGAUCUACUCAGACAGCCUGCUCACUCUGCCUGCCAUCAUCGGGAUCGGUGGCGGCGGCGGCCUGCUCCUCCUCAUCAUCAUCAUCGUCCUCAUCGCCUACAAGCGCAAGUCCCGGGAUGCUGACCGCACCCUGAAACGUCUCCAGCUGCAGAUGGACAACCUGGAGUCCCGGGUGGCCCUGGAGUGCAAAGAGGCCUUUGCUGAGCUGCAGACAGACAUCAACGAGCUGACCAACGACCUGGAUGGGGCUGGCAUCCCUUUUCUGGAUUACCGCACCUACGCCAUGCGGGUUCUCUUCCCGGGGAUAGAAGACCACCCUGUGCUGAAAGAGAUGGAGGUCCAGGCUAAUGUGGAGAAGUCCUUGACCCUCUUUGGUCAGCUUCUGAACAAGAAGCACUUCUUGCUGACCUUCAUCCGUACUCUGGAGGCCCAGCGGAGCUUCUCCAUGCGCGACCGCGGCAACGUGGCCUCCCUCAUCAUGACGGCACUGCAGGGUGAGAUGGAGUAUGCCACGGGGGUGCUGAAACAGCUCCUGUCCGACCUUAUUGAGAAGAACUUGGAAAGCAAGAACCACCCCAAGCUGCUCUUGCGGAGAACGGAGUCAGUGGCAGAGAAGAUGCUGACAAAUUGGUUCACGUUUCUGCUGUACAAGUUUCUGAAGGAAUGUGCUGGAGAACCACUCUUCAUGCUCUACUGUGCCAUCAAGCAGCAGAUGGAGAAGGGACCCAUUGAUGCCAUCACAGGAGAGGCUCGUUACUCCCUCAGUGAGGACAAGCUCAUCCGGCAGCAGAUUGACUACAAAAUGUUGACCCUCAACUGCGUGAACCCUGAGAAUGAGAACGCCCCAGAGAUCCCUGUCAAGGUGCUGAAUUGCGACACCAUCACGCAGGUGAAGGAGAAGCUGCUGGAUGCUGUGUACAAGGGUGUGCCCUAUUCCCAGCGACCUAAAGCUGGAGACAUGGACCUGGAGUGGCGGCAGGGCAGGAUGGCCCGCAUCAUACUACAGGAUGAAGAUGUCACCACAAAAAUUGACAAUGACUGGAAGAGGCUGAACACUCUGGCCCACUACCAGGUGACGGACGGCUCCUCGGUAGCUCUGGUGCCCAAGCAGAACUCAGCAUACAACAUCUCCAACUCCUCCACCUUCACCAAGUCCCUCAGCAGAUAUGAGAGCAUGCUGAGGACAGCCAGCAGCCCCGACAGCCUGCGCUCGCGGACACCCAUGAUCACCCCCGACCUGGAGAGUGGCACAAAGCUCUGGCAUCUGGUGAAAAACCACGACCACAUGGACCAGCGGGAGGGUGACCGGGGCAGCAAGAUGGUCUCGGAGAUCUACCUGACCCGUCUGUUAGCCACCAAGGGCACUCUGCAGAAAUUUGUGGAUGACCUGUUUGAGACCAUCUUCAGCACAGCUCACCGUGGGAGUGCACUGCCCCUCGCCAUCAAAUACAUGUUUGAUUUCCUGGAUGAACAAGCUGAUAAGCAUCAGAUCAAUGAUUAUGAUGUCAGGCACACCUGGAAGAGUAACUGUCUACCUCUACGUUUUUGGGUGAAUGUGAUUAAGAACCCCCAGUUUGUGUUCGACAUUCACAAGAACAGUAUUACUGAUGCCUGCCUAUCUGUGGUGGCUCAGACAUUCAUGGACUCCUGCUCAACUUCUGAGCACAAGCUAGGAAAGGAUUCUCCCUCCAACAAACUACUGUACGCUAAGGACAUCCCCAACUACAAGAGCUGGGUAGAAAGAUAUUAUGCAGAUAUAGCUAAAAUGCCAGCGAUCAGUGACCAGGACAUGAGCGCGUACCUGGCGGAGCAGUCGCGGUUACACCUCAGCCAGUUCAACAGCAUGAGUGCCCUGCAUGAGAUCUACUCCUACAUCACCAAGUACAAGGAUGAGAUUUUAGCUGCAUUGGAGAAGGAUGAGCAGGCCCGGAGGCAGCGACUGCGAAGUAAGCUGGAGCAGGCGAUCGACACAAUGGCCUUAAGCAGCUGAGAAGGCAGCGGCGGCGCCAGAGUCAGCAGCGGGGGCGGCAGGACGGAUGGACAGAGGGACAGAGGGAGGGAGGGAGGAAGGACCAGCCAGCGGCAGCUGCGGGCACAAGACUUUGGGGCUGGGACUGGCUGGGCCUGCGGGAGCUGCCGCGCCUCCGCACGCUUCCCACGGACAAACAUGGAAACCUCGCGCUUUAGCGGAAAAAACCACAAAUCCCGACGACAGCAGCAGCGUCGCUAGAAUUCCCUGACCCACAGACAACCCCCCCCAGUCCAACCAGGAUGCAGCAGGGACCUUGCAGAGAGGCAAUGCCGAGCUGAGAAGGGGGUUGCCUGCCCCAUGGACCCGCUGGGCAUCCAUUGCCUGCACAGAGCCCCUGAGCCCGCAAAGAAGGAGGGUCGGGACCGUGGGGCUUUCUAGGAAGGCGUUUGGAUGUUGUUGUUACUUUGGUGAAGGGAGGGUGGGUGGGCUCCUAUUUUUACUGUACUUGACUUGCUCUCCCUUCCUCCCAGCUGUCCACCCCCUCUCCUCCUCCUCCUCUCUCUUUUUCUGUCUCUUCCCCCUUCUCUCUCUCUCUGGCCUUCUGCCACUAGUGUUAACUGCUAUAUUUGCACAAUUUACACAAGACAAACAAAAUUUUUAAUUUAAAGGAAAAAAAUUAUAACAAAAAAUGGGAAGGGAAAAAAUAUUCUGAAUUUUUUGCAACAAACUAACAAAAACGAUUUUAAGAGAUAAGCUAAAGGACUGAUGCUGGGGAGAUUUGGGGUUGGGGCUUUAGGGGUGGGCAGGAAAGGGAGAAAUUCCUGAGCUUUGAUAUUUCUAAAAUAUGUCCUGUGCCAUGUUUUAUUUGAAUGUUGUUUAGUGCAAAAAAAAAUUGAAGAAAAAAAAAGUUGGGAGUUUUGUUAGCUGGAUAGAUGCUGUUAUUUUAAUGCUGCUGAGUGGUUCUGGAGGUCAAAAUCAGAGAGGAAGGGAGACCCCAAGGCUGUUUUUUUUUUCCUGGGUGAUUGUGGAGGGACGGUUGAUGUUUUCUUGAGCUUCCCCUUGUUUUCCUGGUUUGGUGGCCAUGGGAUGGUCUGGGCAGUGCUGCCUGCUCCUGCCUGUCCUGGGAUGAUGUGGGGUGGAGAAUGGUUGUGGGGCCUGGGGGGCUGUCAGGAGGGUUGAUGGUGAGCCAGCCUGGCUUUUUGUGGCAGAUUCUCUGGCACUGGAGCCACCUUAACAAAGCCCCUUUAGGUUUUUUUCCCAUCCUCUUUUUGUACUGAUGCAGGGGAAGGGACCAGAUCCCCAGUGAAAGGGAAGGCAGCCCCUCUGCACUCCUGACUGAUAUCCCCCCUGGCAAACCCCUCUGCAUUCCCAGCCCUCGGAGGGACUGAGAUUCUGGCUGCCGUGGGGCUGUCACCUGCUCUUCCACCUGGGGACCCCAAAUGUGUGUAGGACCUUCCAUCCAAGACUGACCUUUCUUUCUCUGUCUUUUCCUUCUUUCUCUCCCUUUCUCUCCUUGCUGUCACCCCUUCUCCCCUCCGCUGCCUCUGCCCUGACGAGGCUUCACUGGAGACCUGAGGUCUCUCCCUCAGCUUCCCCCUUGGAAAUGUCAGUUCCUUGCGAGUUUAUGCUUUCCAGAGAUGAAAAGGUGCUGAACGCUGCCCUGAAUGGCAGUAGGUGACCAAAAACUUCAAAAAAAAAAGAGCAAAACCCUUUCCUUUUCUGUACUGAGAACUCCUGUCACUGCCCAGGCCACGGCACAUGGGGCCACACUCUGCCAGGAGCGGAUGCCUGUCGAAAUCCAAGUGGAGAGAAGCCCAGCUGAUUUCUGUCCAUUCCCUUAAAUUGCAAGUUAAGGGGGGGAGAGGGAGAAAUAAUGAAGUUUUUAAUUAAAAAAAAAAAUAAAAGUGUGUAUAUAUAUAUAUGUGGUUACAAUCUAAUUCUCGUGCCCCAGUGGGGUGCUGUAUAGUUAACUGAAGGAGAAUUGAACCAGUAUAAAAAUGAGAUGGAUUUAUACAGCCAGUUAAAACAAAACAAACAACCACUGGAAAAAAAAAUUAAAAAUAAAAAAAAAUUAAAAAAAAAUUAAAAAAGGAUACCAAAUGGUCUGAAAGGAACUUCCAAGCCUUUCUCACCAUGCAGAACAAUAGUUUGAAGCCUGCACAUCUCUCAUUAUGUUGUAAUUUUGUUUGGUUUUGUUUUGUUUUAAUAAAGGAAAGGAGAGAAGAUGCUGAUUAAAAAAGAAAAAAAGAAAAAAAUGACAAAAGAAUCCAACCACAACAGCAAAACUAUGUUUGAAAAAGAA
Messenger RNA from Prinia subflava (tawny-flanked prinia), 8531 nucleotides. It is a transcript of the gene PLXNA1, whose product is annotated as plexin A1. The transcript has 32 exons. Gene Ontology annotation, cellular component: plasma membrane; semaphorin receptor complex. The record is from RefSeq and is a predicted model, not a curated record. Gene Ontology annotation, molecular function: semaphorin receptor activity; protein binding. Gene Ontology annotation, biological process: regulation of GTPase activity; regulation of cell migration; positive regulation of axonogenesis. Lineage: Eukaryota; Metazoa; Chordata; Aves; Passeriformes; Cisticolidae. Bases 551 to 6247 code for a protein of 1898 amino acids.